GGGAGGAGGAGAUGUGAUCGGAGGAGCCAGUUUUGGUGGGGGGGGUGGUCGCGUCGAAGAUGCGUCGAUUCGACGGUUUCGGAGGCGAUUUUGGUGGGAAUUUGAGGGGGACACGUAAUUGAACGAGUGGUUUUGGGGAAUCCGGGGGAUUUUUGGUGGGAUUCGGGAUUUGGGACCUUUGGGGCUUCGAUUGAGGGCGGAUUUGGUGAUAUUGGUGCGAUUUUGAUCGGAUCAGUGUGAAAAGUUUGGUUUUUUGGGGGAGAUUUGAGUAGAAAUUGUUUGAAUAGUUAGGUUGAUUUGAGAAAUUGUGAGGUAUUCCUAAGGGAAAAUGGCUAUGAUGGUGGACCCUCCAAAUGGAAUGGGGAACCAAGGUAAGCACUACUACACCAUGUGGCAAACUCUGUUUGAGAUCGAUACAAAGUAUGUGCCCAUCAAACCCAUAGGGAGGGGAGCUUAUGGUAUCGUGUGCUCAUCCAUAAACCGCGAGACAAAUGAGAAAGUUGCUAUUAAGAAGAUCCACAAUGCUUUUGAUAACCGUGUGGAUGCGCUGAGAACACUGCGUGAAUUAAAGCUUCUUCGGCAUGUGCGGCAUGAUAAUGUUAUUGCUUUGAAGGACAUCAUGAUGCCGCCACAUAGGAGAAGUUUCAAGGAUGUCUACUUGGUUUAUGAACUAAUGGAUACUGAUCUUCACCAGAUUAUCAAGUCGUCUCAGGCACUCUCCAACGACCACUGUCAAUAUUUUCUUUUUCAGCUACUUCGAGGUCUGAAGUACCUCCACUCAGUCAACAUACUUCAUAGAGACUUGAAGCCUGGUAACCUUUUGGUCAAUGCAAACUGUGACCUCAAAAUCUGUGACUUUGGCCUUGCUCGCACGAACAACAGCAAGGCGGGCCAGUUCAUGACGGAGUAUGUUGUCACACGUUGGUACCGGGCCCCUGAGCUCCUCCUCUGCUGCGACAACUAUGGCACGUCUAUUGAUGUAUGGUCCGUGGGCUGCAUCUUUGCCGAGCUUCUAGGCCGCAAGCCAAUCUUCCCAGGUACUGAAUGCCUUAAUCAGCUCAAGCUCAUUAUCAAUGUACUCGGCACUAUUAGUGAUGCCGAUCUCGGCUUUAUUGACAAUCCGAAAGCCCGCAAAUAUAUUAAGUCUCUUCCUUACACUCCUGGCGUUCCCCUCCCUAGUCUUUAUCCGCAAGCGAAUCCGUUGGCUAUCGAUCUACUGCAGAAAAUGCUUGUUUUUGACCCGUCUAAAAGAAUUAGUGUUGAUGAGGCAUUAAGACACCCUUAUCUGUCUCCACUUUAUGAUCCCAAUGCCAACCCGCCAGCUCAGGUUCCGAUCGAUCUUGAUAUAGAUGAAGAUAUGGGAGAAGAUAUGAUCAGGGAGAUGAUUUGGAGGGAGAUGCUUUACUACCACCCAGAAGCCGCUGCAAUAAGCUCGUAA
This is a messenger RNA of Ananas comosus (pineapple), 1438 nucleotides long. RefSeq names its product mitogen-activated protein kinase 4. NCBI's taxonomy places the organism in Eukaryota, Viridiplantae, Streptophyta, Magnoliopsida, Poales, Bromeliaceae. The transcript is spliced from 4 exons. The record is from RefSeq and is a predicted model, not a curated record. Gene Ontology annotation, biological process: protein phosphorylation; intracellular signal transduction. Gene Ontology annotation, cellular component: nucleus; cytoplasm. The coding region runs from base 329 to 1438 and encodes 369 amino acids. Gene Ontology annotation, molecular function: MAP kinase activity; ATP binding.